Messenger RNA from Vittaforma corneae ATCC 50505, 1257 nucleotides. RefSeq lists its product as uncharacterized. Bases 1 to 1257 code for a protein of 418 amino acids. The record is from RefSeq and is a predicted model, not a curated record. The transcript has a single exon. NCBI's taxonomy places the organism in Eukaryota, Fungi, Microsporidia, Nosematidae.
AUGCUUGCAAAUUUUUUCAAGAAAAAGACAAGAGAAAGGGACAUCAAAACAGACAACCUUGAAGAAAUCCAAGAGUUUUUAGCAUCACACGACUGUGUCGUUAGCACCCAGAAUAAAUCUACUGGGUCUACAACUGGUAAAUAUAGUGUAAACAAAGAUGAAAAAAUUUUAAGUUAUGACCAAAAAACUAACACACAAGCACACAAAAGGAUAAAAGCAUCGUCAGAAAUAACCAAUAAUAAGCUGCCGGCAAAUAAAAGCAGAAAGGCUGGACAUGUUCCCGAUUCAAAGCAAGAAGUUCUUGAAAAUUUUAGUUUCAUUUCUAAUUCAUCUGCCAGUAUUGACAAACGGAUGCAGGGCUUGAUGGAUGAACCAUUUGUGAUUGAUAGCAAUGUUCAAAGAAUGCCCCCAGAUAGACACAAACCAUUUCUGAACGAAGAUUGCACUAAUGGCGAUAUUGACUUCAGAAAGAUCCAAGUUAUGAAUAUGGCUACAAGAAACAUUGAAAUCAAGUACAGCCCAUCAUCAGCCACGCUCUAUCUUCCCAAGAAUUUUCGACUGUUAUCUACUCUUUACAAGAUUCUAGCAUCUGUCCAUUCAUUUAAUCAAAGGCGAGGUCUUACCCUAAUUUUCAUUAAGUAUGUCGAGUCUAUUGAAAAGCUGUUCAAACACCGAGUGGAAAUGGCGUUACUAGAACAGCUAAACUUUAUCUGCAAUGGGUCGAUGGUAUUUACGCCAGUAAGGAUUCUUGACGAAGGUAUUAAGAAGAACACCUUUAAGAUUGAUGUGAAGGAGGGAUUUGACAUUGAUAUUGCACUGUUCAAUUACUACUGUGAGCUGUACUAUACAUGGCUGGAAGAGAACAAUAUUCAAGGAAGGAUAUGCAGAUUUCACCCUGACUUUAUCAAAGAAGAGUGGAGGAUUCCACCGAAGCCUUUCCUAUUGGAAGUGAAAGUUCCACAGAUAGAGGAUGAUAUCAAACAGCUAGCCAGGGACAAGGCCAGCACAAUUAUUGAAAGAAUCAAAGAAAGAGAAAGACAGAGAAAAGAGCAGUUUGUACAUGAAUGCACAGUGAAAAUUGACUAUGAAGCCAGGAUAGACAGUAUUUUUUUGCUUACCAACAAGCAGGCGAUGAGGUUGGAGGAUUUGAUAUUCAAAGUGGGGGGUUUUGACUGCAAGGCCAAUUUAAUGAAGGUGUUUGGUGACAGGUAUUUUGUAAAAAUGAUAGAUGGGGAAGAAUACGUUGUGAAAAAGUAA